Molecule: messenger RNA, 859 nt
Organism: Ceraceosorus guamensis
Lineage: Eukaryota; Fungi; Basidiomycota; Exobasidiomycetes; Ceraceosorales; Ceraceosoraceae
Exons: 2
Coding region: 245-451 (68 amino acids)
Source: RefSeq, a predicted model, not a curated record
CUUUGAUGCUUGUAAUACCCAGACUGUACAGCGCGCCUGUAGGCAGGCCCCUUAAUACUCACACUACUGCCACGGGCCUCUGCAGACCACCUACGCCGCGUCGUACAUUCUGGACCUCGUCCACUACUCAAAACGAAAUCCCUCAGGCCCGCCCACUCUCUGGCACCGUUGGUAAGACCGCGGAGCCUACAUUUGGGCAUCUGCCUCGACCACCACUUCUCCCGCCAAAGGGCGAGACGCAAAGAUGCCUUCCGUAGAACUGGUCCUGUUCCUCCUUCUCUCGGAGCUCGCGACUCAACUGGUCUCCGUGUUCUUUCUCUACAUUGUCUUCAACAAACUCACUCGGGCGGACCAAAAGCGUCUUAGAUUUGCAGGCGUGACCGCUGCUACGCUGAAUGCGGGCUUUAGCAUAGCGAGGUGGAACGCACUCAAGAGUCAUUGGAGCGGCUGAAGUGCUGCCGUCUUCGCUUUGUGUUGAGGGCGUCUCAUCGGGCGACCGCCACAAGGGAUCCGGUCAAAAGAUGCGCAGAGCAUUUCACAUCAGGAACUUUGCUCACCAGACUGGAGGAGUCUUCCCGCAUCUCGGAUCAGCGCGCUGUAACAAAACUUGCCUGAACGCGCCGUAGCAGACGAGCAAUGCUCGGUUGUGACAGAGCGCGCGAGCAGACACUCGAGAUGUUACAUCCCGCAAAAGUCAAAUCUGGAUCUAAGUCGCGCAAAAAGUCGCACCUGCGAACCGUGACUGCAAGAAUGAAUAUGUAUUAUACCCAACGUCACCAAUGCAGCUCUAAUGGCGACCUCCUAGAGGACCGCCACAACCCAGAUUUCUAUUUCACCCGCUAUUGACUCCUACUGCUUC